UACACUUCACACUGGAUUAUAUAUUUAAUGCCCCUAUUGGGUAUUGAAACUUGAAAAGCUAGCAUUUGGGUUCUCAACACUUUUGAGAGAGGAAAUGGGUCAACAAUCAUGGCAGGAUCUGCACAAAAUACCCUUCAAUCCACUCCUCUCACUUGUUCUUCUCAUCCCUUUUCUCUAUGUUUUCAAGCGUAUUAGAAGUGGCAAGACCAAUGUACCUCCAUCCCCACCAAAGAUACCAAUUAUCGGCAACCUGCACCAGCUUGGCACACUCCCACACCGCUCUCUUCAAGCCCUUUCUAACAAGUAUGGCCCUCUAAUGUUCUUGUAUUUGGGCAAUGUUCCAACCCUUGUAGUGUCAUCUGCAGAUAUGGCUAGAGAAAUUAUGAAAACACAUGAUAUCAUUUUCUCAAACCGGCCCAAAACCACAGCUGCUAAUAUCUUACUCUACGGAUGCAAAGACAUAGCCUUCUCACCCUAUGGUGAGUAUUGGAGACAAGCUCGGAAAAUCUGUGUCCUCGAACUUUUGAGCCUCAAAAGUGUGCAAUCCUUCGAGUAUGUAAGGGAAGAAGAAGUUGAAGCACUGAUCAACAAGAUAAGUGGCACGUGUCUCAAAGGAGGUUCUGUUAAUCUAAGUGAGAUGUUCAUUGCCACCACAAACAACAUAGCCUCUAGAUGUAUACUUGGACAGAAGUUUGAAGAAGAAAAUGGUAAGAGCAAGUUCGGAGAGCUAUCAAGAAGAGUUAUGACGCUAUUUGUAGCAUUCUGUUUUGGAGAUUUUUUCCCUUCUUUGGGAUGGAUUGAUGUUCUUACCGGAAUUACUCCCAGUCUGAAAUCCACUUUUGGAGGAUUAGAUGCUAUCUUUGACCAAGUGAUUGAAGAACACGAGACAGAGAAAAUUGAUGAUGACCAGCCUAAUAGGCUUGAUUUCGUGCAGAUUCUCCUCCGACUUCAAAAGAAUAGCAUGCUCGACUUUGAGCUCAACAAAAACAACCUCAAAGCAAUUCUACUGGACAUGUUUGUGGCAGGAACUGACACUAGUUCAACAGCUUUGGAAUGGUUAAUGGCAGAGCUCGUAAAAAAUCCAAGAGUCAUGAAGAGAGCACAAGAAGAGGUGAGAAGAGUGGUGAGCAAGAAGUCAAGAAUAGACGUAAAUGACAUCAACAAAAUGGAUUACUUGAAAUGUAUCAUCAAAGAAACUCUACGAUUACAUCCACCGAUUCCUCUUUUGCUACCUCGGGAAACAAUAACAAGUGUGAAAAUUGGAGGCUAUGAUAUUCCGCCAAACACAAGAGUAGUUAUCAAUGCAUGGGCAAUCCAAAUGGACCCUAAAGUAUGGGAGAGGCCAGAAGAAUUCCUCCCGGAGAGAUUCGAAGGCAACCCGGUUGAUUUCAGAGGCCAAGAUUUUGAAUUCAUUCCAUUUGGAGGUGGGAGAAGGGGAUGUCCGGGAUUGACAUUUGGUGUUUCUUCAGUUGAAUAUGUUAUUGCAAACAUCUUAUAUUGGUUUGACUGGAAGCUGGCUGGUGCAAAUGUUCAGGGGGAAGACUUGGACAUGACUGAAUUUAACGGGCUCACUGUGACGAAGAAGCAUCCUCUUCAUCUUGUACCAGUACUGCACUCUCCUUGAAUCUAUGCAUUAAGAGAAUAUUCAUGGUUGUACUCUUGAUAAUGUAGAUUGUCUCUCCAUUUUCUUGUUUUGUUUAGAAUUUGCUGUUGUUCCUUAUUGGAAUAAUUUGUGUAAGGGGAUUUAAAUCGAACCUUUCAUGCUAUAUAUAUGCUAAUCGAAUCUGUUUUAUUAAAA
This is a messenger RNA of Corylus avellana, 1798 nucleotides long. Its product is annotated as phenylacetaldehyde oxime monooxygenase CYP71AN24. The record is from RefSeq and is a predicted model, not a curated record. Lineage: Eukaryota; Viridiplantae; Streptophyta; Magnoliopsida; Fagales; Betulaceae. Gene Ontology annotation, molecular function: heme binding; iron ion binding; monooxygenase activity.